Molecule: messenger RNA, 2265 nt
Organism: Austrofundulus limnaeus
Lineage: Eukaryota; Metazoa; Chordata; Actinopteri; Cyprinodontiformes; Rivulidae
Gene: nfil3-6
Product: nuclear factor, interleukin 3 regulated, member 6
Exons: 2
Coding region: 370-1578 (402 amino acids)
Biological process (GO): regulation of DNA-templated transcription; circadian rhythm
Cellular component (GO): nucleus
Molecular function (GO): DNA binding; DNA-binding transcription factor activity
Source: RefSeq, a predicted model, not a curated record
CACACACACAAAGGGCCCCGCUGGUUCAGGCGAGGAUAGGCAACGACCUGAGCUGAACUCGACGUUACAAAUAGGAGCUGCGGCAUUCCAAGUGGAGCAGAGAGGAGGAGAGGAGGCGCGCAGAGGCUCCGGGAGCUAAUAUGAAAUAAGUGCAGAGCUGCAUUUGAACCAAGAGGAGAGACGGAGAGGGGACUGAAAUAAGUGUYGAGGAGGUCUUCUGGAGAUAAAGCAUUAUUUUUACAAAGGUGACACUGUUGCUUCAUUUUUACUCCCUGRGUUUUAGAGAGGUCAGUGAUCCACCAGCGCCACACAGCGGUGCGAUCAGCUGCCAGCAGAGAGGAAACAAGCGUUGGCAGUCCUGUGGGGAGGAUGUUUGAGGAGCAGUCUCAGGGGGUGAGGAGGCAGCAGGAGCUGGUUGUGGACUCUGCGGUGGACUCUCCAGGUUCCAGUGGGGGUGAGAGCGGAGGAGCAGGUCCCCCGUCCUUCACAGACGUCGCGGCGACCAUUCUGACCUCCAGCRACCUGCUGGCACGCUCCCUGCUGGGCCGCCCCGCCGCCAUCAAGCGCAAAGAGAGCGCCGCCUCCGCCGUGCGGCGCAAGCGCGAGUUCAUCCCUCUGGAGAAGAAGGACGACAGCUACUGGGACAAGAGGAGGAAGAACAACGAGGCGGCCAAGCGUUCGCGGGAGAAGCGGCGCGUGAACGACAUGGUCCUGGAGAGCCGGGUGCUGGCCCUGCUGGAGGAGAACGCUCGGCUCAGGGCGGAGCUGCUCGCCCUCAAGUUUCGCUUUGGUCUGGUCAAAGAUCCCUCCCAAGCUCAAAUCCUGCCGCUGACCGCUGCUCCUCAGCACACCGCUCAAACCAUAACUCCUCACUAUUACCCACACAGAGGGGACAGAGACCCCCAGAGUUCCCCGGCGCCACAUGCAAGCCACCAGAUGGGCCACACGAGAGCUAGGAGCUCCAGGGAGGUGGGGAACAUAUCAGAGGACUCUGGUUUCUCCACGCCAGGUGGGUCCAGCGUGGGCAGCCCAAUCUUCUUCGAGGACCGAACUGGCGAUCAUGGGAAGUUCUCGCCUCACAGGCCCGAAGAGCUGAGCUAUGACCUCCAUCACUCCCCUGCUGACGUCCACCAUGCAGCCCUCAGCGGGGCCAAGGUGGAGCAAAUGGAGGCGAUGAAGAAUCUUCCUCACAAGCUCCGUUUCAAGACCCCCGGAGGCAGCGAGGGGUUCGAUGGACUGUGCGAGAACAGAAGGAGCCCCACGCUCUCCGCUGCAGGACAGGAAGGUCUGAGAGACACGGCCAAAGGAGCGAGCAGAGGGGAAGCCGGAGCGGGACACUCCGCCGCCUCCUGGCUUCAGCAGGUGGAGGGAGAAGAAGCCAGGAGGGAGAGACAGUCUCCUCAUUUCAGGGCUUCCACCCCCGUCUAUAACUACCAGUCUCCUCCCAGGCCCGGACAAAGUGAGGUCCAGUAUCAGCACGAGAACACUUACCUCAAGUCUCAGCUCAGCUCUCUCAGUGAGGAGGUGGCUCAUCUGAAGAAGCUUUUUACAGAGCAGCUCUUGGCUAAAAGCAACUGAUGUGACAGUUACUGUUCAGGAAUUUAAAAAAAAAGCUUUAAUGAAAGGAAUAUGUCUGUAAAUUUAAAUAAAGCAGCCAUGCUGAACUGUUUAUGAAGAUUUUCUAUACAGAAUAAUGUGUUUCCUAUGUUUUCAUCCAAUGUAUUAAAUGUCUGAUUACUCAURUUACUGCUGUUCACCAACUCACUCGUUUUACUGUUCCUCAUAAACAUGAGUCUUAUCUUUGUUAACACAACAAACACCUCAACUUGUUCUGCAGUUUGACGGUUGGAAAAGUGAGUUUGUUGAACUGCCACGUUGGAGGAAGUGUCUGCAGUUUCACAAUUAGCAUGACUCAGUACACAACUUUCACUGCACACUGUUCAAAGCCUGUGAAACACAACAGACAAGCAGAAAAGAGACGUAAAGAUGACGUUCAAUGAAAUUACGUCCUAACAGUUACUAGAAACUGUUUUCCAGUUUUAUUUUACCCAUAAAAAUGCAUGAAAGGGUUAAAAUAACAGUUCUGUUGGGGAAUWCGGUACACUGGGUUUAAAGGUAAAAAUAAAUACUCUGUAACACGUAGUUUUGUUGUUUCACAUCACUGUUUGCUCUUGAACAAAUUUCUUUCUUACUGUUUUCUGUACUGAAGUUAAUGUUCUAAAUGUCAGCUGUGUCUUUGAAAAAAUAAAAACRUUUGGCAAAUUU